AUGUGGGAGAACCAUGAGCGUAGCCUCUGCCUAGAAGAGGAACAGCGUGCCCGUAUUCAGGCUCGCAUCCAAGAGAAGGUGAUGCUCAAGGAAGGAACCUGGAUCGAUUGGCAAUACCUUCUGACUGCAGCAGACACCCUUCGUCGUUGUCGCUAUACUCUAAAAUAUACUUAUCCUUAUGCCUAUUAUCCAAACAGCCUUCAGCGCAAGGAGUUAUUUGAAUACCAGCAAGGCUUGCUUGAGGCAGAGGUGGAGGAUCUUUCUUGGAAGAUUGAGCAUGCUGAGAUUACUGAUCGUGGGGAUCUUCAGAGCAAAAUUGACAUAUGCGAGAAGCAUAGGCUAACUAUGCUGCAGGAGUUUCUUACCAGCUAG
Protopolystoma xenopodis is the source of this 372-nucleotide messenger RNA. The record is from the annotation of a GenBank genome assembly. Lineage: Eukaryota; Metazoa; Platyhelminthes; Monogenea; Polystomatidea; Polystomatidae.